AUGGACUACGAAUUCCAGAACGCCAACACCUGGGAAGAAACCAGCCCCGUCACGCCCGUCCGCAAAGCAAAACCCAAAAAGAAAAGCAGAAAAAAGAAGCCCUCCGCACCCGCCUCCGUUGCCGGCUCGGCUCGCGCGACCAGUCCCGCCCGUUCCAUUAACAACGGCGUCCGCGUUGACCCCAGCAGCCCGCCCCCAGGCAGCGCGACCGUCCUGCCAGAUCAACCACCAGCAACAGGUCUAGGAACAGCAACAACAACGGUAACAACAACAGAAACGCUGCUCGGCCGCCAAGUCCCGCGAGAUCAACAAGUAGUAGGAGCAGUGUCGGCAAUAACAGAAAUGCAUCUGCUGCAGGCCGGGCGACAAGUCCUGCAAGAUCUGUCAGCAGCGCGGGAGUCUGUAAAGAGUCCAUCGUCGGUGAUUGCGCCGUCGGAGUAUGAUGAUCCUUGGGGCGAGAACCGUAAGUCGUAUCCUGAGAGCGUGCGGGACGAUUUUUACGACGGGGACGACGAUGAGGAACUGAAUGAGCUGGAUGAUCUGCAUACUAUAUCGGCGUACACUAGGCCGAUUUAUUACGGCGAUGGGGAUAUAUGGGGUGAAGCAGAUCCAUAUGAGGGUCCUGAUGGGCUGCGGAGAGAGAACGAGGGUGUAAGGUUGGAGAGACUCGGGGCCGCUCCAAAUGGACACUAUGAGAUAGCGGAGCGCCGUAGUGCCAUCUUUGAUGAACGGUUCUUUGGGCCCAGAGGUGUAAAUCUCCGCCAUAUCGCGCAAAAGACAAACACGUACGUGAGCAUGCCGAAUGACGAUGCAGACCCUCAAGUGCACAUAUGGGGGCGGCCAGACCAGGUCGCUCUCGCCACCCGAGAUCUUAUGCUCCUGUCAGAGCACAUCUUCCACCAGAUGAACCUCAAUGAAAAGCUCAAAAAAGACGGCCGAAAAAAAGGUCGUCCCGGCCGUGAACGUGACUGGGUCAGAAUCCGAGCCCAGCCCAGCGAGCGCAAGCAGCGCUACCUCGACCAGGAGAGGCGUAGGAAUGAGAGGUGCCGGCAGCUGCGGCGGCCUCCUCCCAAAGCCCCUUUCGAGUUUAAUGCUGUAGGAACCUUUUUAUGGCCAAAGGAAGCCAAUGCACAGGACCAUCUUGGGACGAGUUUUGAGCUGCUGGAUGAUGUGAGGGUUGAGCAUGAUGUUUGGAUCCUUGACCACAGGCAGCUGGAUGGGUAUAUGUUUCAAGUCCUUGGGGAGGACCCGGACGCCGUGGAUAAAGCUGUUGCAAGGCUGUAUGGAGCAUUCUGCGCGGCAGCUGCAAAGAAUCGCACAAUCAUAGAUAAGCACCUUCUUCAUCCUCCGUCUAUGGAUUUAAAGAACAUCCGUGUUGGCCUUAUCAAAGAGCGGGAGCUGGAGAAUUGCCAGACGAUAGAAAGGUUUGGGGGGAGCACAACGGGGGCCCGGGCUCUCCUCGUUGGCGAAUCUCCAUCCUGGGAAUUUGUAGAGAGCUGGAAGACCAGGCGAGAAGUCUUGGAGGCGGCCAAUGACCGUUUUAUCAGGAGAGUGAUGCAAGAAGGAUUGAGGGAAGUCGUUUACUUUAGAGGUUAUGCUUCUUUGAAGAUAAAUUUUGGGACUUUGGUUCUCUUCGGUUAUAGAAAACCACCGCCUGAGGGAUUCUCUAUAGAGGAUUUCUCUAGUAUGGUCCGGGAUCCGAUGACAGCUGGAGAGCUCAUCAAACACAUAGGAAAAGAGCACGUUGCAAAGGCAUUAAUCACCGAAUGCCACGCACGAAAGGACCUCUUCCACCAUGUGAACCGCGGCCACUCCAAAUUCGCCGAAAACCCCUACAGCGACCUCGCCGACGGCCAGGGAGAAAUCCACGACAUCCAAGACGACCUCGAUAUCCCCGACCCCAACAUCGAGGCCACAUUCGAGUGCACAAUCUUCAACGGACCCCUCUCCUCCAAGAUCCGCCUCGAGAUUGAGUUUGAGCGCAUCCCCGGUAAGCAUCCGGGCGAUAUGGCAAACGCCGCCGGUGACCUCUACCGGGUCGGCAUGCGCCGCUGGCUCUUUAUCCAAAAGAGUGCCAACCCCAACAACAUACGGGGCGGUGCCAGGCAACGCCGUAGGGGCCCUGUCGACAUCAAGGUCAUGGAUCUGGAGUCAGACCUUGCGUGGCAGAUAGAGUUCAACACGUACGAGUUCUGCCCCGACGCAGACAAGUACCCGAUUUUCAAGGACUUCCUGAAGAAGAUCCGCAUCGAGGAGAUCCCCGACGAGUCUGAUCCCAUUGGACCCCCGCGCCCUGGUAGCGCGGAGGCCAGGAGGAGGGUCAAGAGGAUCAACUGGGCGAAUCUCCCAGGACUGGUGGUGGACAAGAUCGUGCAGAAGACGAAGCACCAGUAUUGGAUCUCGAGAACGCAGUACAAGUUCGAGAUCACCCAGUACGAAACCUUCUUCCCCGAGAGCAUCGGGCCGAGCCGUGUGAGUCUGACCAAUCUAUACCCGGUCGGCAUCCAAAUCUCCUGGAAAGGACUGGCGACAGACCAUGACGUCCGCUGGGGGGCAUCCCUCACGCAUGCCGACUGGACACACAAUCUCGCGCAGCAAUCUUUGAUCGGACUGGGGCGCUCGGGUGACUGGGAGCCAGAGAUAGACAGCUUUUUUACAAGUUCUGGGGUCGGGGGGUUCAAUCACCCAAUGUGGACAAGGGAUUGGAAUGUCCUAAGUGGCCCGGACCCCUGGGGUGGGGAUGGGUGGAAGGAGCUCAUGACGAGACUAAAGGAAUUAACAAAGUUUAUUGCGCAAGUGAGGGAUAUGAAUCUGGUGUUUAAGGAGCCGGGAUACGCUGGGCCAGAGGAGUUUGAUGAGUAG
Messenger RNA from Morchella sextelata, 2862 nucleotides. RefSeq lists its product as uncharacterized. Gene Ontology annotation, molecular function: RNA binding. NCBI's taxonomy places the organism in Eukaryota, Fungi, Ascomycota, Pezizomycetes, Pezizales, Morchellaceae. The record is from RefSeq and is a predicted model, not a curated record. Bases 1 to 2862 code for a protein of 953 amino acids. The transcript is spliced from 6 exons.